GCUAUUGGGGGCAAUUAAACUGACCAGCAUUCUUAAGAAACAGUUAAAAAUGCCACAAAACAUGGUUGCCCCGCCACUCUUCUCGGAGGCGGAGCUUCUGGACGUGCUCACAGGGAUCGACGCGGAUAGCGUGAGAGACGAAGCUCCAGGACCUUCAGUCAAUGUUGUGCUGAGUGAGGACGUGCUGUCGUCGGAGCAGGCCUUUGAGGACUUCAUGGAUUCGUUCGGGUCGGGUGACGACGUGGGAGUCCUGAGGGCCUCUGAUGGCAGCCAGUCUGAAAGUACUAGCUCCGCAUCUUCACUUCCAGCUCUGGCCACUAAGAGCAAGCGCAAAGUGGGCGCUACUGCCUGUACAGAGAUGCCAGCGCCGUCUGGUGUAAAGCCCAAGCGGAAGCGCCGCAAACACGAGCUGGACCAUCUUCGAGCAGUGGCAGUGGAGCUUGAGAAGAAACUUCAUAUGCUGAACAGGGCGUCGAACGAGGAACAACCAGAUGUCAACCACACUUGGAAACACAUUUCUAACCAGCUCAUGACCGAGCGACAACGGGCUGUGGGUGAAAACGCUCGACUGCGGCAGCUUGUAAGGGAGCAGGUCAAGUCGGUCAAGGCAAUGCAGCGGGCGUUGGAUAAGACCCCCGAUUUAAGUAAAUUGGGGAUUGCAUCAGAAUGCUCUACGCUGAACGGAACGACGCGAUGUGAAUCGCCAACGUCGAAGGAUCUGUACAGAGAGCUCUUCAGGAAUAUUUCGUCUUCGUACAGCAGUGGUGUUGGCAACUUAUUGCUGCAUCAACCCAGCAUGCCAGCACCUAGUCUUGUGGGCAAGAGAAAAAUGAAUAUGGAAAUGGAGACUACCGGCGGCUGCGGGCCGCGAAUAUGUCUGCAGUUUGUGGAGAGCCGACUGAUACCUUUUAGUAUCGUGAGGAUCGGAGAUCAAGCCUGGGACUUUCUAUCAAGCUCAAACGGUCACAAAGACUUUCAGAUGGUACGAAGUGGUAGUAAUUCAGGCUGCUAUAUCUAUUCACGCUAGUCAACUGUGUGACAGGCCCUUCAAAAUCAAGGCAACGAAAUGUUUGGGCAUUGCACGGUAACUAACCCCUCUGGUUCCAGGCAAUCUUUGGGCAAUAUCGCAGUUCGAAGGUACUACGAGUCGAAUAAGCUGAAAUUCGUGUGGGAGUGUGACGGGCUGUGUUCGCACGAUGAUAUCUCCAUGCGUGUUCACCAAAAAGGAUGGUGCGUCAACUUUAGUAGGAUUAAUUAGCUGAGAGCUCACAGGUUAUGCUUGUGUAACAAUGAUAGGUGCGUGUUCGAGCCAGCAGAGGAAGACCCUCAGAAUGCUACGAUCUUUCGUGCUUGUGUUCGAAUGUCCCCAACUCUCGCAGACAGCAGCGAUCCCUUCAUCGAUUCGGCUAAGGCCGUUGGGCAGACCACCGAAAUUGUGAUCGAGAACUACGAAAAGACAGUCCUGUAUAUUUUUGACGCCGUAUUGGACUCCCUUGCUGGCAAGGUUGUUUAAUCGACUAAUCCUGUUGCAUGAAAAUGAGGAGAACCGGUCCUUCAGACCGGAGCUCUCUUGUGCCACAAUACUCCGAGUCGGGAGUUGAACCGUGACGGAUAUAUGACGCAGAUUGCUGCUCUUCUAUUUGUCUUGAAGUAAACGAGUUUCUAACUUCAAAGAAUUUCUCUUCGGCCUCUGU
Molecule: messenger RNA, 1694 nt
Organism: Phytophthora nicotianae INRA-310
Lineage: Eukaryota; Oomycota; Peronosporomycetes; Peronosporales; Peronosporaceae
Exons: 2
Coding region: 50-1027 (325 amino acids)
Source: RefSeq, a predicted model, not a curated record